Molecule: messenger RNA, 1395 nt
Organism: Salvelinus namaycush (lake trout)
Lineage: Eukaryota; Metazoa; Chordata; Actinopteri; Salmoniformes; Salmonidae
Gene: dcdc2b
Product: doublecortin domain containing 2B
Exons: 13
Coding region: 1-1395 (464 amino acids)
Biological process (GO): intracellular signal transduction
Cellular component (GO): microtubule; microtubule organizing center
Source: RefSeq, a predicted model, not a curated record
AUGGCUUCCUGUGGGUCAGCAACCCUCCUCCUGCCUCCGGUCAAGAGUGUGAUGGUCUACAGGAACGGGGACCCCUUCUACUCCGGCAGGAGGUUUGUAGUCAACCAUCGACAGGUGUCCACCAUGGAGGCGUUUCUCAAUGACGUGACCCACUGCAUUCAGGCGCCGCUGGCCGUGAGGACCCUGUACACCCCCCGGCAGGGUCACCGGGUCAGGGAGCUGCAUGACCUCCAGACCGGGGCCCAGUACGUGGCCGCAGGCUUCGAGAGGUUCAAGAAGCUUGAUUAUUUGAACACAGGGCUGAAGAAGCAGCCUGUACCCAUGGGAGAAGGAGCUCGGGCAAGAUUACUUCACAGACCGAAUGUGUCAGCAAAAUGGAGAAAGUAUAUUCCACUACCCUGUAUCAUACAUGUUUUCCGCAACGAAGAUCUUCGCUGCUCGCCAUUCCGUUUCAUAAUUCCCAGGACCUGGCAGCACGACCUGGAUCAGAUCCUCGGUCUAGUCACAGAGAAGGCCAGUUUACGCACUGGAGCAGUGCGCAGGUUGUGCACUCUAGAGGGUGUAACUGUGUCCAGUGCAGACGAGCUGGUGAGUGGCCAGUUCUACGUGGCAGUGGGAGCAGAGAGGUUCAAGAAGCUUCCCUACGUGGAGCUGUUGGUUCCUAAAGCCUCUGAGAGAAAUUACCCUGGAAAUAGAAGGCUGUCAAGGAGAUAUAAGGGCAGGAAGGCAGCCAGUGGCCCUGAGGACAGCUUCAGUGACUCUGCUCUCCUGGACUCUCCAGAGUCGGAUGGGCGGAGGGUGAAGUCCACUGGGGAUGAGGUGGGGGAGACGGCUCUCCCAUCCAUCCAGAGGAGGCCAGUGAAGGAGGAGAGCUCUAUCUUCUACGCCAAACCAGUGAAAGUCCGAGUGAGGAACAGAGGCCAUCCCAGGCCUCCACCAAGGACUGGACCAGCCCAGGCCAGUGUGUUCAGAGCUGUACGGAGGAAGAGAGAGGAGGUGCAGGGGGCUGAGGAGGUGCUGGAGGAUGAGAACACAGUAGUAGAUGUUCCCGUUGACCAGAGAGUGGCAGAGACAGUAGAAGACGAGGACCUUAUUGGGAGAAAUCCUCCUCAUUCCAACAGCCAAGAUCAGGUGUGUAUCUAUUUUGACCAAGGCUACAAAAGAUCCCCUUCCUCACCCAGAACACCCAGACAAGGAGCCGAAGACGGAGCCAAAGCCAACCACUCCACACUCAAGGGCUUCUUCGUCAUCGACAUCCUCCGCAUCUCAAAGUUCUCCGAAAAGCGGGGGCUCAGUGAUGGGGCUCACUAUGCAGAGAGUGAUGCCUACCAUGGUGAGGACCAUUCCUCCAACAGCUCCUGCAUCAACAAACAAACACACACUCACGGCAUGUGA